CCGUUUAGAGAGAGUAAAGAAGAGAGCGCGCGAGAAUAUUCUACACACUAAUGUUCUAUGUAAUGAGUAGAUAACGGCUUUAAAAUGCACAAAUAACUGUUCAACAGUGUACGAAUAUUUUUUGGUGGUGGGUUUUCUGGUCGGCAGGCAAAUAUAUUUAGCCAAACGAAAAAACAGUUGGACAUAAAGCUCUCUCAAAUAAACGACAAAAAUUUAAUAAAGCGGAAGUUUUUUUUAAACAAUAAAAUAAUAUAUCAACUUUUUUUCUACAUAAAAAUACACAUAUUUAGAUAAAUUAUAUUAAAAUUAAAUUUUCAUAUAAUUAAGUGCAAUAUUUAUUUCUAUACAAAAUAAAUAACAGUUUAAAAAAAAAUCUCUAAUAUUAAUAAUAAAAUUUUAAAAGAAAAUUUCCAUCGUCUACUUCGGUCGGUAUCUGUAGACAAUAAUCGUUUUAAUUAAGGAGAAAGAAAAAAAAAACAACAAGAAACAAAAUUAAUACAUAUUCAGUUUGGUAACACGAUUUAAAUAAAUUAUUAUAUAAUACGCCAGCAACAGAAAAUCGUAGGAUUAUUAAUAAAAGUUCAAUUAUAAUAAUAAUAUAAUUAGAAAAAAAAACAACAAAAGAAAAAAUCUUCUUAACACAGAUACACGGUGGGAUUAUGUGCGAUAAAUCAAUAACUACAUGGAAGAUGUGUUUCAAACACAAUUUUCAUAUCGCAUUAAAAGGAAUAUAAGACAAAAAACUGUCGCUUUAUAUACAAAAUAUAAUACAUACAUAUGUAUAUACUUGUUAAGUUAUAUACUUAAGUACAUAUGUAUGUGUAGCUAUAUACACAUUAAUAUAUGUACUUACAUACAAAAGCAAAUGUCAAAUCAACAGUGUUAAUUUUUAUACCAACUACUAAGCAAAGUCAAUCCGCAAUUUCGCACAACCAAACCUAACCAAACCAACUAAGUAACUCAUCCCUACCUGGUGGGUUGUUCUGCCUUCUAUCUCUUUGGCUGUUUGUCUGCUGUAAUAAUCACUUCAUAUCACUCAUUCAUUCAUUCAUUCAUUCAUUCAUUCAUUCAGUCAGUCAUUUAGUCAGUCAGUCAACUAUGGCCACUGCCAAUCCUAUAAGUAGUAGUUGCCAAAGCAUUGCCACCGUUAGUUUGGGUAAUGUUGCGGUUGCAACUAGUGCUACAGGCGGAAGUUUACGUUCGGGCAAUGGUAACGGAAAUACCACCCAUUAUGUCAUGGGCACCGGCAGUCUGGGACGUUUAAAAUAUCACAACAAACACAAAAGUCUAGACGCCAGUGAUGAAGAGUUGGAAUAUUCCCAGUUGUCACAAUCGACCCAUAUUUUGGGCCGAGUCAAGUCCGAACGCUUUUUAGCAUCUAAAGUAGAUGAAGAUCGCCGUCGCCGUACCAUUAUUGUAGAAAAGAAAAAUGAUUCAUUUGGCUUUACACUGCAGAGUUAUGGCAUACACUAUAAAAAAGAUCAAGAAGUGGAAAUGAUCACCUAUGUGGAUUAUGUGGAAUAUGAUGGACCAGCUUAUAGGGCUGGCAUGAGAGAAGGUGAUGUUAUACUCUCAAUUAAUGGACGAGAUAUGGAGAAAGCCGAUCAUAAAACAUUGGUGGACUAUAUUAAGAGUUGUGAUACACGCAUGAGAAUGGUUGUGCUUUUUGAGGACUGUGUACGCAAGGUUGAACUGCAUAUGCGUUAUAUACAAUUGCAAAAUAUGUUGCAGAACAAAAUGAACGAAUUGGAAAAGAUUUGCAUAAGAGAAAGAGAGCUUUUGGAAGGAAAGUGGAAGACACACAGUUUGCCAGCACGUAAAAAGGCCACCACUUCGCCUACAGAUGGUACAGAUACAGGAAAUUCUCCCACAGAUGCUGAACUUAAUUUACCAUAUUACCGUUCAACACUCUCCACCGAAGACGUAACAAAUAUAGCACGUCAAACACAGCAGACAAUAAUACCACCACCAGCUCAGUUUAUGCUGUCGUAUCACUAUUUCGAUCCACAUUAUCGGUAUGUGAUGAAACCCUCCACUUCGACAAAUAGUAGCGGAGAUUGUUUUGUAACAAUCGGUGAACCUUUGACGAGGGCAGAAUCGGGAGACACUACAACUGCUCCAGCCACUUCAACCCACUUUACGAGUCAAAGACGUGCCAGUAAUUCGCAGCCACCAGCUCCACCACCAAGAACUUGUGAAAAACAUAAACCACCAAACAAACAGCAACAGCAACAACCGCAGCAGCAAAGUCAACAGCACCAAUCACAAAAACAGGAUUUAAAUAAUACGCACAAAUCAUCCAAGACCGGUAAGCAUUGUCAUGGUCAUUCGUGUAAUCCUUGUAUAGACUUUAGAUGGAAAUCAGCUGAAAAAUCAGCAGCAGCUGCUGCUGCAGCCGCCACUGGCAAUGGUGAUAAUGUUAGUUUGGAUGCUUAUGAUCUAGCCAGUCCAUGUUGCGAUACUCAUUGUGUGCCAUCACGGCGACGUACUCGUCAUCAUCACAAAGAGCAUACACACAAACAUAAACAUCGAGAUCGUGAUCGAGAACGAGAGCAUGACACUAAAGAAAGACCACCAAGACCAAAGUCUCAGAGUCACGUAACUUCGGGAGCAACAAGACAUCAUCAUCACCAUCAUGUUACAGCAGAUGGUGGUCAACAUCAACAUCACUACUAUGAACAUCAGCAGCAGCAACAGCAGCAACAACAACAGCAAUCACAGCAUCAUCACCAUCAAAAAUCGCACUGCGAUUCUCAUACUGGUAGUAUACGAUCCCGUUACUUUGAUAUUGCCUCUGGAUUAGCUAGUCGUUGUAGUUUGCAUUCGUGUACAUCAAGCGAAUUUGCACCAGCAGAUUCCGCUUCAUAUACUACUUCUAUUAGUACUGAUACUCUUUUCUAUGAUCCGAAUAGUGAAAAUCCAGCAACUUCUCGUCAACAUUCCACCAAAUCAAGGCAAUCCUGUCAACAACAGCAGACACAGCAACAACAGGCUCAGCAGCAGCAACAACAACAAACUUAUCAUCAUUCUCACCAUCAGCAUCAACAUCAUCAGCAGCCAACUCAGCAGCACCAACAACAGCAAUAUAUGCAACAAGCCAUGUAUCAGCAACGUUAUCAUAUUACCGCAACCCAGGUACAACCAGCUCAAAUUUAUCCCAACUCUGCUUAUGUGCACAAGCCAAAGUCGUGGGAUAAUCUCACAGCAGCCAAUAUAGGAGCCUAUGGCUAUGGUUAUGGCUAUUUGGAUACGGUGGCCAUGAAACCGGUGGUAAAUUUACAAAUAGCUCAACAGCGUCAUUCCAUACCACGCAAAAAUCCCUAUGGACGUUAUUCAACUUAUACCGAUGUUGAGAACUAUGCGCCACCACCAACGGAAUUCGUCGAACAAGUCACAACUACAACCACCACUAUAACGGCCAAAUCCACGGAGGAACUUAUAGCUACUUCUCAGAGUGGCUGUGACUGCAUGACACCCAAACAACAUCAACAGGCCAUUAAACUUGCUCAACUACAACUCAGUCAAAAUCAACAAGUUUCCCAGCACAACAACUGUCAAAUGGGCUACUACUCCCAUCUGGCUCAACCGAAAAUGGAUGCCACCACUUCAACAUCGGCACCAAAUGCCGCCAAUAAUGCCAGCAGUGUUGCGGCUAAUGUCUCGUCCACUGCAAAUUCUAACGUUGGCACUAGUUCCACUGUUAAUGCUAGUGGUGGCUCGAAUGUAGCAACUGUUACCGAAGUAACACGUUUGUAGGUAACGCUUGUUUAGACCAGUAACUGCCAUUGGUCUAAAUGACAAUACAAUAUAUGAAUACGAAACUUUAUGAGCAGUGCAUUUACAUUAACAAUGAUCUCAAAUAUUAUUACGAUAACAAAAAUUAGCCAAAGAAUUUAUGACCAAAACUCUCAAAAAAGAGAGUCUGUGCUUAAAUUAAUUUUUUGAAUAAGAAUAAUAAUAAUGUAGAAAGCUAAAGUACUAAAUUUUUAGAAAAAAAUAUUUUUUUUUAAUUCAAUUAUAUUCCAAAAUUUGCAUGCUUAACAUACUUCAUAACAAAAGUUAUGUGAACUUUUAUGAACUUAAAGUUCAUAACUUUACGAAUAUUUGAAGAAAUUAUUUUGGCAUUAAAACAAAUUUAGAUUCCUUAACUAAAUAUGUACUUUGUUUUGUAGUCUGGUAUUAGGUCCAAAUAAUAGUCUACUCUAUAGUCGUGACUUUAGACUAAUCUAUAGUCUGGUAUACAUUUUGGACUAUUGUGUGAUCCUCAUUCUUAACUACACUCUUGUCUAAAGUACACGCUAUAGUCCGGACCAAAGAUUGCACCAUAGUAUGAUAUUUAUCUGAUUAAGGAUGAGGUUUAUUGUCUGGAAUUGUGUAUGAUAUAUUAUCUGGCCAAUUUUCUAUUAAGUUUUCUAGUCUAUAGUCUGCUAUUGUCUGAUCUAAAGUUUGAUCUGCGGUCUGCCAUUUCAUCAAAACUAAAUAUAGUCAAGGGCCCUGACUAAACCUGUCAAGGGUUUGAACGUAUUCUGAACAAGUUUCUGCACCUAAUCUGAUCAAGAGUCUGAUCUUUAGUUAGACUUAAUUUGGUCUGGGUUAUACUCUGGAUUAUAUUUUUUACCAUAGUCUGUGUAUAUAUAUAGUCAGAACUAAGUCUGCUCACGCAUCAUAGUCUAGAUUUGAAGUUAGUUUAUAGUCUAGAUAAUGGACCAUGCUAUCGUGCUAUCGAUUCCCAUCUGAGGCACUGGUAAUAGAUCGUACAACAAGCCCGGUAGAGGUCUAGAUUUUAUGUUAGAAAUAUUCUCCAUUUAACCAUCUAUAGUCUGAAUUGGAACGGGCUGAGCUCUGGUCUUUUCAGACUAUUUCAGAAUAUAUUGAAUACGAAAGUUUUGAAUUUAUUUCCAUUCUUUGAAAUUCCGAUUUGGCUGGAAUAUAGUUGAAAUUAAAAUUAUUCAAGAAUUGUUAUAAAUAAGGACAAGUGAAUUUAUUUUUUAAAACUAGAAAAGUUUUUCAAAAUUGAAAAAAUUUUUUUGUAGUUUUUUUUUUUGAUAUUUGAAAAAAAAAGGAUUUUUUUAAAUUUUGAACAACAUAAAAACCAAAAUAUUAAAUAUAACCGUCUAUAAUCAUAAACUUAUACAUCGAUUCAUUAAGAAGUAGGUCCAUAUAAUAAUAAAAACACAAACAAAUAUAUUCAAUGUAUUAAGGUAACAACGCUAAAGUCUUGUCAACUAUGCCAAACUUAUAAAAACUACUUUUUUAAAAUAAAUUAAUUGUUGUGUUUAUUUUUUCUAAAAAACUAAUAAUUUAAUUAUAUAAAAAAAUAAAUUAAGAUUAACGAUAAAUAAAUUAAAAAAACAUACCAAGUCUUUUAAAAAUUUAAAAUGCUGAAAUAUUUGUAGGUCUAAUAGGUCUAGAAAAUCUGAAAAUGAAAAGAAAAUUUACAAUUUUAUUUUACAGUUAAGACUGAAGGGUUUUUAAGAUAAAGUCUUUUAAUAAUGAAUAUUUAAAACUAAUAAUAAUAUAGUGUUAGAAUUAAAAUUUAAAUUAUUUUUCAUUUAAUAAUAGAAAAAAACAACAACAACAUCAAUUGUGAUAUAAAAAGCA
Molecule: messenger RNA, 5601 nt
Organism: Lucilia cuprina (Australian sheep blowfly)
Lineage: Eukaryota; Metazoa; Arthropoda; Insecta; Diptera; Calliphoridae
Gene: ssp6
Product: myb-like protein Q
Exons: 3
Coding region: 1099-3756 (885 amino acids)
Molecular function (GO): protein binding
Source: RefSeq, a predicted model, not a curated record